CAGGCAGUCUGGAAGGCAGCCAGCAGUCAGAUCCACGGAGCUUAAGGUUACAGCGCACGGACGGCAGCUCACAGCGCACCGGGACACGGACGGGGACAGACCUCGACACACCGGGAUAGGGCACAAUAUGGGGGAGUGAUGGCGGCGACAGACUGCUACAUUGUGCACGAGAUCUACAAUGGGGAGAAUGCGCAGGACCAGUUUGAGUACGAGCUGGAGCAGGCACUGGAGGCCCAGUACAAAUACAUUGUGAUUGAGCCCACGCGCAUCGGAGAUGAGACGGCCCGCUGGAUCGCCGUGGGCAACUGCCUGCACAAGACGGCUGUGUUGUCAGGUGCUGCUUGCCUCAUGACGCCACUUUCGCUGCCACCCGAAUACUCGCGCUACGUGGCACUGCCCGCCGGCGCCCUCAGUGUGGCCUGCGCCGCUCUCUACGGGAUUUCCUGGCAGUUUGACCCCUGCUGUAAGUACCAGGUGGAAUAUGACAGCCAAAAACUCUCGCGGCUGCCCCUGCACACGCUCACCUCUUCCACGCCUGUGGUAUUGGUACGCAGGGAUGACAUCCACAGAAAGAGACUCCAUAACACGAUAGCAUUGGCCGCCCUGGCGUAUUGCGCCAAGAAGAUCUACGAACUCUAUGCGGUAUGAGCGCAGUCUGAAGAGGGUUAAGAACCAACAGAAAAAUAAGGAAAAACAACAAAAAAACAGAACCUAUCCAUCCCCAGAAGUAAGCAGAGUGGAAGCCAUGAUCAGGCCCAGGGGUCAGCUCCACACGUGGUGGGCGCUUCCAUUUUGAACUUUUGAUUGAUCAGAGGGAUAUAGUUAAAACUAGAAGGAAUUGUUUUUUCCCUUCCAUUUCUUUUACUUGUAUGUGACAACAACAGCACACUUAUCUCCAUAGUACCCUUGCGCCUCCUCCCCUGCGCCCUCCACCUGCAUCCUUGACACACACCAAGCUAGUGCACAAGGGUAUAGAAGCAGUUCCUGUGGACUGAAUUGUGUUGCGGUUGAAACAGACAGACGUGGUUUGAGUACAUCCAAGCUCUUUGCCCCUUUCCCUCGUAGUUUUACUGUACCCCUUUCUCGCUGAUCAGUACAUCACCCUUUCAUUAAACAUUAGGAUAUUUCAAACUCACCUUUCUGUAUUUUAUUUUACCUUUUUUCAUUAAACGGAUUUCACAUGAUGUCCUGAAAACGGCAAAUAGCAGCACCAUCGUUUGAGACUCUGUCUUGUUCAUGUAGAUUUUCUUGGUCAAAAGGAAGCGAGUGACAUCUGAAGUAGGCAUGGGAUGACAUGAAAAUUUCAUGUCACAAUCCUCGUGGCCAGAAUAAUUGCGAUUCACGAUAUUAUCCUGAUAAUCAUAAAAAUAUACCUAAAACUCUUAAAAUGGCACUGAAACAUACUGGGAUCACUUUACCUUAUAUUUUGUUAAGAAACAAUUUUUUUUAUUGCAUAUAUAAAUCAGGAAAUCAGUAUAAGUCUGUACGUUAGCAAGUUAAACGGCUUUUUGAGUGAAUAUCCUCACGAUUUACAGUUUUACAGUAUUUGGGUGAUGGAAAUUUACCACAAUCAACUUUUUGUGAGUGUUUCUUCAUCCCAGUCUGCGAUAAAACCCUUUAUCCUCCCAUCUCUAAUCCACUGAAGCAACAGUGAAGUGGCUCAAUGUCCUCAUCACUUAAAAAAAAAAAAAAUCACAAACUUUUUAAAUCACUUUUCUCAGAUGUGUAUGUAGAUCGCUUCUAAUGUAUACUGCAUUAACA
Messenger RNA from Myripristis murdjan (pinecone soldierfish), 1761 nucleotides. It is a transcript of the gene tmem11, whose product is annotated as transmembrane protein 11. Lineage: Eukaryota; Metazoa; Chordata; Actinopteri; Holocentriformes; Holocentridae. The record is from RefSeq and is a predicted model, not a curated record. The transcript is spliced from 2 exons. The coding region runs from base 139 to 648 and encodes 169 amino acids. Gene Ontology annotation, cellular component: mitochondrial inner membrane. Gene Ontology annotation, biological process: inner mitochondrial membrane organization.